AUUCUUUACAACUUCACUGCAGUUGUCUUUUCAUUUAUACUUUAAACAUUUCUAUACAAAUUCCUGGAUUGGGUAUGGUUGAAACCAAGGAGGAUACAAAGGGUGCUUAGGCAGCAAGGUUUUUCCGGCAAUUCUUACAAGCCAUUGAUCGGAGAUUUGGUAGAAAUCCGAUACUGCACCUUACAAGCAAACCGCACCGGACCUUUGGACAAUCUUUCCGACGACAUUGCCCCUCGCAUUCUCCCAUUUCUUCAUAAUGCUAUCCAACGCUAUGGCAAGAGACCUAUUCUGUGGUUAGGAACAACACCCGCCGUGAUCAUCUUAGAGCCCGAAUUGAUUAAGGAAAUGCUCGCAAAUUACACCACUUUCCACAGGCCAAAUCAGACGGCAACGUUGGAGGUGGCACGAGGAUUAUUUACCUGUGAAGCAGACAGAUGGGCGAUGAACAGAAGAAUUAUCAACCCAGCUUUCAACAUGGAGAAGUUGAAGGUUAUGGUGCCUGCAUUUUGUGAAUCCAGCGGUGAGAUGUUGGAUAAAUGGGACAACAUCGUAAAACCAGAGGGGUCGGAGGUCAACGUUUGGCCAUAUCUUAACAUCUUAACCAGCGAUGCGAUUGCUCGGACGGCUUUUGGCAGCAACUUUGAAGAAGGAAGAAACAUAUUCGACAAUGUUGCUAAGCUCACCAUGCUUAUCCACUGAGCUUGGACCAUUUGCCUUCAUCCCGCAAUAUUGGGUUUUGCCAAGUAGGAUGAAAAUGAAGAUACAACAAAAGAGGAGGGAAGUGAGCGGGUUAGUACGAGAAGUUGUGGUUAAGAGAAUGGAGGAGGUGAGAGUAGGCAAGGCUGCAACAGGCACAGAUCUACUAGGAAUAUUGUUAGAAUCAAACCUAGAAGAAACCAGCAGAAAUGGAAACAUGAAGAUGGGAUUGAGUAUCGAUGAAGUAAUAGAAGAAUGCAAAUUGUUCUACUUUGGUGGCCAAGAAACCAUCACCAACUUGAUUGCAUGGAGCUUAAUUUAUUUGGGUAAACACUUGGAGUGGCAACAACUGUUCUACUUUGGUGGCCAAGAAACCAUCACCAACUUGAUUGCAUGGAGCUUAAUUUAUUUGGGUAAACACUUGGAGUGGCAACAACGACUUAGGGAUGAAAUCAUACAAGUCCUUGGCUUGGCCACCAUUCAAUCUUUUGACUUUUCCAAGUUGAAUCAACUCAAAAUUAUGAGCAUGGUACUACAUACUCAAUGAGAUUCUGAGGCUGUAUCCACUUGCUCCAGUACUGCACCGCGAGACUCGCGAGGACACAAAACUAGGAAACAU
Molecule: messenger RNA, 1315 nt
Organism: Ipomoea nil (Japanese morning glory)
Lineage: Eukaryota; Viridiplantae; Streptophyta; Magnoliopsida; Solanales; Convolvulaceae
Product: cytochrome P450 CYP72A219-like
Exons: 5
Coding region: 608-1243 (211 amino acids)
Molecular function (GO): oxidoreductase activity, acting on paired donors, with incorporation or reduction of molecular oxygen; monooxygenase activity; heme binding
Source: RefSeq, a predicted model, not a curated record